Cynoglossus semilaevis (tongue sole) is the source of this 2269-nucleotide messenger RNA. It is a transcript of the gene atxn10, whose product is annotated as ataxin 10. Lineage: Eukaryota; Metazoa; Chordata; Actinopteri; Pleuronectiformes; Cynoglossidae. The record is from RefSeq and is a predicted model, not a curated record. The transcript has 11 exons. Bases 37 to 1497 code for a protein of 486 amino acids. Gene Ontology annotation, biological process: neuron projection development. Gene Ontology annotation, cellular component: cytosol.
GGAAGUCCCGCCCAUACAUGAUGUUUUCUGACAAACAUGGCAGCGCGAAACGACAGAAACAUGGAUAUAUCAGCGUCUCUCGUUGUCUUAUUAAAUGAAAAACACAGCCCGGAACACCUGCAGGUUCUGAAAACAAUCACGGCUGCGUUACGGGACGAACAAUUCAGGGAGACUGUGAAGGAGGAGACAUUCUCUGGUCUGCUCCAGGUUCUGACCAGACUUAGUGACGACCUUCCGGCUGCCGCAGGAGAUGCUGAAAACCCACAGACUGCCACACUGCUGUUACAGCUGGCUGCCGAGUGCUUCAGGGCCCAGAGAACCUCUUGUGUCCAGAACACACGCAACCAGAACCUUCUCAGGUCUCUUGGUUUUAUUGGAGAGUCAGUUAAACUUCUGACCUUUCUUCAAAAUAAAUGUUCAAAUCUCUGGGAUGGCAAAUAUGAAGCUCUUCGUUGUGGUAUCCAGUUCCUUGGUAACUUGGCUGUAGGAAACCAAAAGUGCAAAGAUGACAUUUGGAAGAAUAUCUGCCCCAAUCUUCUUCUGCAGCUGAUGAGGAGUGAUGAUGAGAAGAUGUUGGAUUACACAUCCAUGGUUCUUCACACAUGUCUGGAUGAUGCCAAGGUGGAGGAGCUGUCUGAGCCACAGAACAUCCCGCUGGCCCUCUGGGUGAUGGAGCUCUGCAGGACACAGCCGAACCUGGACUGGACGGUUCUUAUUGCAACUCAGCAUUUUGUCAGAUCUUCAGCUCUGGUGGGGAGCAUGUACUCGGUGAUGUCUCAUCCUGAAAGGGUUACAUUGCUGGAGCUGGUCUUUGCUCAUCUGAAAGAAGAGGAAUCUGAGGAUAUUGGUGUCCCACCUGAUCUGGCCUGUUUGCUGGCUAACUGCUUCCAGAAAGGUUGCGGUGCUGUGCUUACGCUUGCUACAGGCUCUACCUCCAGCGAUGAGGUCCUGCAGGAGGCGCUGACAGUGAUCAGUCUUUUGGAUGUUCUGUGUGAGAUGACCUCAGACCACAAGCAGUUCAUGUUCCUGCAGGACCACCCUGACCUGCUAGUGACCGCUGUUGAGCUCCUGAAACAGGUGCACGCCAUCGGGAAAGCCAGCAAGAACAUUUUCAGCGCCGCUCAGAAUUUCUCCACCUCCGGUGCCGAUGGAGACUCCUCGUCUCAUUCCCCUGUCGUCAGCUUCAAGGCUCACCUCAUACGGCUGAUUGGAAACCUCUGUUGUGGCAAUGCCAUCAACCAGGACAAGGUCAGGGAACUGGACGGUAUCGCCCUCAUCUUGGACAACUGCAACAUCGACAGCAACAACCCAUUUAUCAGCCAGUGGGCCAUCUUCGCCAUUAGGAACCUUCUGGAAAAGAACCCGCAGAACCAGGCGCUGGUGGCCGACCUGGAGCGUCGCGGCCCGGUCGACUACUCUGCUCUCAGGGAGCUUGGUUACCAGGUGGAGGAGAGAGAUGGAAACUUGCUGCUGAAAACCGUGAGGAAAGACCCGUGAACAACUGCAGAGGAACGGACGUCCUCAGCUGAGAGGCAGGUUCUCAGAUAAACGUACCGUUAGGAGACAUGUUAGGAGGUACUCUAAGUUUAUAGAAACAAAUAACGGUGGUUCAGACGAAAUCAGACCAGAGUUUCUACGUUCUGUGUUCAAAGACAAAAUGAAAAAUGUUUCUGUUCUUUUGGUCUGUUUUUGAAAAAUAGGAAUAGUAGUGUAUCGUUCUUCCUGUUUUUUCCGAAUUAUGACUACGACUGUUGACACGGAUGAAGGGCCGACGUUCAGCCACACUGACUGGCUUAUUAAAGCAAUAUUGCAUCACUGUUUUUCAGUCUAAUUAAGUCCUCGUUAUAAAAGCUUUAAACGCUUUGGUACCAAAGUCAUAGUCUUAGAGUAUGAUGACGGCUACACUUAGUAAAAUCAAUCAAACUAGUACUUAAUCAAAAUCAAACAUAAUCUCUGAUCUUAAUGUGUUCAUCUUUGUCUACUUUACUGCAGUCUAAGACAGUGGUUCUCAACCCCUGUGUUGCGGCACAUUAUCGUGCCUUGAGCAAUCAUCAGGUGUACGGAUAAUGAUCCAAUUUUACUCUACUGGUCUGAAAACAUUUAUGUUAUUAUUAUUUAUAUAAUUUGUCCUAUAUGAUAUUUUAUGGUGUAGUGGUGACCACACCUGCCUUACGCUUCUGCCUUAGGUCCUGGGUUUGAGUCCCAGUGGAAUCAUAUACUUAAGGCUCCUCAUGUACGUCGCUUUGGAUAAAAGUGUUUGCUAAAUGCA